GGGGUUGUCAAGAUACCCACCGUCUGCACAGUAGGGGUGCAGGUAUUUUAAGGGUUAAGAGCACCCGAAGAAAAUAGAAGUAGGAGGAGGAAGUGGGGCGCUGGGUCGCAGUAAGAGAAGGAAGCAGCUCGUCGGAGCUUCCUCUUUCCCCGAAGCCCUCACCCCAAGCCCGUCUCCCCGCGCCGCCCACCUCCCCGGAGGGUCCGCGCCGCGCUUCCGCCCCCUUGGCCAGCUUCACCUUAUUCCUGGGGGUUGCAGGUGCUCGGCGCUGGCGUCCCUCUGGCCACCGCCGUGCAUUACCCAGGAUCUGUUCCCUCCGGGAGCGAGGACGCUCAGAGCCGGGACCAGGGUGGUGGUGGGGGUUCGGGGGCUGAGGCUCAGAUGCCAGGCGGGCUCCUGGGCGUGACUUCUGGGAUGCGCUGCCCAGCGGGCACUGGACUGACGUCUCACGGCCACCAGGCCCCGCCCUGGAUCAAGCCCCGCCCCCAGCGAGAGUCGCCCAAUCUGGGCAGAUGCUGGGUCCUGCCGCGCGGCUGCAGCUGGGGCGCGGUGGUCCCGACGGCCACUAGAAUUGCAGGGAGUCGCCGCUAGAGAGGGGCUCGGCGCCCGGCGGGGACUGCAGGCAAUGACUCAGGAUGCAGCCUGGGGCCACGACGUGCACAGAGGACCGCAUCCAGCAUGCCCUGGAGCGCUGCCUGCACGGACUCAGCCUGGGCCGCCGCUCUACCUCCUGGUCAGCCGGGAUGUGUCUAAACUGCUGGACCCUGCAGGAGCUGGUCAGCAGAGACCCAGGCCACUUCCUCAUCCUCCUUGAGCAGAUCCUGCAGAAAACCCGGGAGGUCCAAGAGAAGGGCACCUACGACCUGCUUGCCCCACUGGCUUUGCUGUUCUACUCCACUGUCCUCUGUACGCCACACUUCCCACCAGACUCAGAUCUCCUUCUGAAGGCAGCCAGCACUUACCACUGCUUCCUGACCUGGCCUGUCCCUUACUGCAGCAUCUGCCAGGAACUGCUCACCUUCAUCGAUGCUGAACUCAAGGCCCCAGGAAUCUCCUAUCAGCGACUGGUGAGGGCUGAGCAGGGCCUGCCCAUCCGGAGUCACCGCAGUUCCACCGUCACUGUGCUGCUGCUGAACCCUGUGGAGGUACAGGGUGAGUUCCUCGCCGUGGCCGACAAGCUGAGUGCACCGGGGCACUCGCCCCACAGCACCUACAUCACCCUGCUCCUGCAUGCCUUCCAGGCCACCUUUGGGGCCUACUGUGACCUCCCAGGCCUGCAAUGCAGGCUGCAGGCCAAGACCCUGGCAGAGCUUGAGGACAUCUUCACUGAGACUGCCGAGGUGCAGGAGCUGGCGUCUGGCAUCGGGGAUGCUGCAGAGGCCCGGCGGUGGCUCAGGACCAAGCUGCAGGCAGUGGGAGAAAAGGCUGGCUUCGCUGGGGUGUUGGACACAGGAAAACCUGGGAAGCUCCACACCAUCCCCAUCCCUGUGGCCAGGUGCUACACCUACAGCUGGAACCAGGACAGCUUCGACAUCCUGCAGGAAAUUCUGCUCAAGGAACAGGAGCUGCUCCAGCCAGGGAUCCUGGGGGAUGAUGAAGAGGAGGAAGAAGAGGAGGAGGACUUGGAAACCGACGGACAUUGUGCUGAGAGGGACUCCCUGCUUUCCACAAGCUCUCUGGCAUCCCGGGACUCCACCCUGUCCCUUGCCUCUUCCCAGGCCUCAGGGCCAGCCCUCUCCCGCCAGUUGCUGACCUCCUUUUUGUCAGGCCUCUCAGAUGGCAUGGACAGUGGCUACGUGGAGGACAGUGAGGAGAGCCCCCCCGAGUGGCUGGGAAGGCCUGGCAGCCAGGAACGCCGGGGCUACCACAGGCCCGGGCAGAAGUUCAACAGGAUCUAUAAACUCUUCAAGAGCACUAGCCAGCUGGUUCUGCGGAGGGACUCUCGGAGCCUGGAGGGCAGCUCGGAUACGGCCCUGCCCCUGCGGCGGGCAGGGAGCCUCUGCAGCCCCCUGGAUGGCCUGGAGCCACUCCGCUCCCGGGCUCAGCGCUCCCACUCCCUGCCCCAGCCCAAGCUCAGCACCCAGCUCUCCAGUUGGCUCCUGGCCCCUGCUUCACGCCACCAGCGCCGGCGUCCCUUCCUGAGUGGGGAUGAGGACCCCAAGGCUUCCACGCUGCGUGUUGUGGUCUUUGGCUCUGAUCGCAUUUCAGGGAAGGUAGCUCGGGCAUAUAGCAAACUUCGGCGGCUAGAGAACAAUCACCCACUCCUCACGCGGUUCUUCAAGCUUCAGUUCUUCUAUGUGCCUGUGAAGCGAGGCCAUGGGACCAGCUCUGGUGCCUAUCCAGCCUCUCUGAACCAGACACCCCCACUCCACACAGACUCCCCGAGGCACCUCAGCCCUGCAGAGCUGGGCACAGCCCCAUGGGAGGAAAGCACCAAUGACAUCUCCCACUACCUCGGUAUGCUCGACCCCUGGUACGAGCGCAAUGUGCUGGGCCUCAUGCACCUGCCCCCUGAAGUCCUGUGCCAGCAGUCCCUGAAGGCGGAAGCCCGGCCCCUGGAUGGCUCCCCGGCGCAGCUGCCCAUCCUGGCGGACAUGCUGCUGUACUACUGUCGCUUCGCUGCCAGGCCGGUGCUUCUGCAGGUCUACCAGACGGAGCUGACCUUCAUCACGGGGGAGAAGACGACAGAGAUCUUCAUCCACUCCUUGGAGCUGGGUCACUCUGCGGCCACACGCGCCAUCAAAGCUUCCGGUCCAGGCAGCAAGCGACUCGGCAUAGAUGGCGACCGGGAAGCCGUCCCUCUAACACUACAGAUAAUUUACAGCAAGGGGGCCAUCAGUGGACGGAGUCGCUGGAGCAACCUGGAGAAAGUCUGCACCUCUGUCAACCUCAGCAAGGCCUGCCAGAAGCCGGAGGAGCUGGACUCCAGCACGGAGGCCCUGACGCUAAACCUGACAGAAGUGGUGAAAAGGCAGAACCCGAAAUCCAAGAAGGGCUUUAACCAGAUCAGCACGUUGCAGAUCAAGGUGGACAAGGUGCAGAUUAUCGGCUCCAACAGCUGCCCCUUUGCUGUGUGUCUGGACCAGGACGAGAGAAAGAUCCUGCAGAGUGUGGUCAGGUGUGAGGUCUCGCCCUGCUACAAGCCAGAGAAGAGCGGCCUCUCCCCGCCACCCCAGAGGGCCCCAGACCCACCAGCCCAGGCUGCACCCGACCUCUGCUCCCUCCUGUGCCUGCCCAUCAUGACUUUCAGCGGAGCUCUGCCCUAGUGUGGGCUUGGUGCCAGACUGGACAGGAAGGCCUGGGCGGCCUCCUCUGAGCCCGGCUCCCAGACCUUUGCAGUCUGUGCAGGAAGGAAUGGCCCUACGCUGAUUCACCAUCCCCCUGUGGGUCUUGCAAAGGAUGAAACAGGAUGGUUUCUGGGGCCUCAGGUCUCUGAGGAAGAAACAGGCAUUAGGGAGAUGAAGGCAUGAGCCCAGAGCCUCUCAGGUUCCUCACGGGAGAAGGAGAGGGAUGGGUGAGUUGACCUCUGAAAGUCCUGACCACCAGCACGGACUGAAAUCCUUUCUAGAAGGCAGAUCUGAGGCUCCGAUGUGCUGGGGUAUGGUUUGGGCCUCUCCCAACCCUUGGCUGUGCCUACCCCUUACUUUGUCAAAGACUUGGGGAACGCUUUGUGGCUGGGGUUCAGUCCCCUCCACUCUGGGGCUCAUGUGGUAGAAACAUAGAAGAGACUUUUCUUUCCUUCGGUACCACCCUCCCCCCGACGCAGGCACACCAGCACACCGGCCCACAGUAUCUCUCUCUCAAGUCCCGUGGUCUUCUGGAAACAGCACUAAUGACUGACCUAUGGUCAGACCUGGUACAGAAUGCUCUCUUGACUCCCUUUCUGGAUCUGAGAUCCUUGGGAGACAGAACAGGCUUCAAUUCAGUAGUAGCUCAGUUUCCUUCUAGCUAAAUAACCAGAGGAAGUGAAUGAAAUUUAACCUUCCAUUUAUUCAGCUCUGAAAUAGGGGGGACAGGUGGAAGGGAAUUGAGGAGAAUCCUUAAAGGAUUGAGAAGUUGUCAGCAAAGCCUUAACCCCCUGCCAGGAUUAGUGCCUCAUUUUCUAAACGCUGAUUCCUCCUGUUUGGAGUCCUUGGGAUAUUCUUGCAGCCUCUAGAAUGCUCCUCACUCACACCUCCCCCAGCUGAGGCACAACCCAGACUGAGGGGGUGAGAAGCAUCAAUUCUACCUUCCUAAGGAGGAACUGCCUUUGUCGGGGUAAGAGGGGGCUGCUCAGAUGCCUCAUCCUCCACCCCCUUCUCUGUCAGGUUGGCCCCAGUGCCUCCACUCCCAACUCCCAUUGACACUCUUUGGGCUGGCCCACAUUGUGUGCAGAGUUCUUUGGCACCGUUCCAGCACCUGGGCAAGAUCCCAGAGUACAGGAAGAAGAGACUGGCCUCGCGUCGCUUAGUGCCUGAUGGGGGAGAGAUGGGACUGAGGCCUGGGAAAUGACGGCGUAUGAGAGCCUCAAUUUAGAACGGCUAGGCUGAGAAAUAGAAUCCCAGCGUGCCUCUUCCUUACUGCCCUCCAUUUCCCAGGGCAGCCACUGCUGCAGCCAUGUUGCCAAAAUGAAAGAAGCAGAGUCAGCACCACUUACUGUUGCCGCCCCAGCCCCCAUUACCCCAGAGGGAAGAGACUGGAGAUGAGGGAUGGGCAUCCCCUCGGGCCACCCAGCCUUCUGGGCCCUCCCCCAUGGCCAGUGGAAAGCCUGGUGAUCCUAAGUCAGGAAACCACAGAGUAGAAGAUACUUGGAACAAAUAUGACCAAUAAAGAGCUCACGUCUAGUAUGUAUAAAGAACCCGUCCAGACAAGCUAUUAGGAGAAUUGACAAAAGACCAGAAAAGACACCUUAUAAAAAUGGGGUUCUAAAUGAACCAGAAACAUCUGAACAAGUAUUCAACAUCGUGAGUCGUGAAACAAAUGCAAGAUAAAAACGCACCACUUUGAAAUUGGAACAUGCUGCUGGUGGGAUUGGAAAAUGGUGUAAUCACUAUGGAAAAUAGUAUGUUGGUUUCUCAAAAUGUUAAAAAUAGAACUAUAAUAUGACAGUCCCACUUAUACCCAAAAAACUGGAAGCAGGAUCUUGAAGAGAUAUUUGCACACCCAUGUUCACAGCAGUACUAUUCACUAUAGGCAAGAGGUGGAAGCAUCCUAAAUGUCCAUUGACAGAAGAAUGGAUAAACAAAAUGUGGUGCAUACAUACAGUGGAAUACUAUUCAGCCUUAUAAAAGAAAAAAAUGUCACAUACUACAUUUGGAUGGAUGAACUUUGAGGACAUCAUACUAAGUCAGCAGUUCUCAGCCUUCCUAAUGCCUCCCAAUGCCACGACCUUUAAUACAGCUCUCGUGUUGUGGUGAUGACCCCCAACCAUAAAAUUAUUUUCAUUGCUACUUCAUAACUGUAAUUUUGCUACUGUUAUGAGUCGUAAUGUAAGUAUCUGAUAUGCAGGAUAUAUUUUCAUUGGUACAAGGGGGUCAUGACCCACAGGUUGAGAACUGCUGUGCUAAGUGAAAUAGCAGACAAGUACAGUGGGCCAGGUGCAGUGGCUCAUGACUGUAAUCCCAGAACUUUGGGAAGCUGAAGCAGGAAGAUUACUUGAGGCCAGGAAUUUGAGACCAGCCUCAGUAACAGUGUGAGACUCACACACACAUACACACCCAACCCCUGUCUACAAAGAAUAAAAAAAUUAGCCAGGCACAGUGGCACACUUGCGGUCCCAGCUACUCAGGAGGCUAAGGGAGGGGUUUACUUAAGCCUAGAAGUUUGAGGCUUCAGUGAGCUGUGAUCACACUAUUGCACUCUAGCCUGGGUGAUAGAACAAGAUCUGUCUCUAAAAAAUAAAUCGUUUUUUAAAAAGGCAACAAACAAACAAAAGACCUGCAAGGUUGGGUGUUUUGAAAAGUUGGAAGCUAAUGUGGACUAGGGUGACAGGGUGCAGGGCAGGACCAGGAUUUGAACUGAUAGAGGUGGAGAAAGUAACCAGGAAGCAUGAAACUGUAUUCCAUACAAUGCCCCUCUUCUUUUCCUGAUUCAUCCCUCCCAGAAGGUCCUGGGCUAACUGGAGUCCAUGAACUGCCAGCAUGGGAUGCUCAGGACUUGAGAGAAGUGGGCAGGGGCAGCCCCUACCCUGUCUCACCUCCUUCCCGUCCUCAGUACCUUUCCUCCCUGUCCUCCCCAUCAGGACUUGCUCCAGGCUCCAGGAGUGGGGGCCACAUACCUUCAACACCUUUCUGCUGUGUGAGCAGGUUAUCUUACUACAUAAACAACAGAUAUCCCAGAAUUAAUACAAUUUAAUAUUAUUGUCAAAUAAAACUUGAUUUGUCUCAUAUUUAAUGACCAAUAGUUAUUUUGCUGCAUGACGAUUAGCUGCUAGUUGGGCUGUUUACAUAAAUCAUUUCAUAUACAGGAGAAAUAAGAUUCUUGGUUUUGCUUACAUUUUUGUCAUUUUUUGCUCUAUAGAAAAUAUGUUUGGGCUAAAACUUGCCGCCAGCACUGUUCCCUUUAAGCCUCAUCAUACCCCUCAUCGUACUAACUCAUAGAACAAGAAAUCCUAUGCUUAAG
Messenger RNA from Nycticebus coucang (slow loris), 6600 nucleotides. RefSeq names its product phosphoinositide-3-kinase regulatory subunit 5 (gene PIK3R5). The transcript has 19 exons. Lineage: Eukaryota; Metazoa; Chordata; Mammalia; Primates; Lorisidae. The record is from RefSeq and is a predicted model, not a curated record. Gene Ontology annotation, molecular function: 1-phosphatidylinositol-3-kinase regulator activity. Gene Ontology annotation, cellular component: phosphatidylinositol 3-kinase complex, class IB. The coding region runs from base 636 to 3266 and encodes 876 amino acids. Gene Ontology annotation, biological process: positive regulation of MAP kinase activity; G protein-coupled receptor signaling pathway.